AAUUGUAUCAUGACAUGGCUACUUGAACAAUGAACAUGUCUACUUGAACAAUGAACAUGGCUACUUGAACAACUAAUCACAAAUCAUUACGUAUCAACAAAUGAACAUUUGACUAUUUCAGCGAUCGCUUCGUAGCUAAAAUCGGCUACUGAAGGCAAUGGCAACGUCGGAUGACAAGUACAAUUCAGUUGCUGGGUUUGUUUAUAUCUUCAAUUUGAUUGUUGGAGCAGGUGCCUUGACAUUACCCAGAGCUUUUAGUGAAGCUGGCCUUCUGCUAUCAGCCAUUGUUGUUGUUACACUUGCCUUUCUUAGUUUUGUGACAUGUUCAUUUAUGGUGGAAUCUAUGGCAAUUGCUAACGCUUUUCUAAAGGGAAAUUAUCAAGAAACGGAGAAUGAAGGGAUGACAAACGAAGAAAAGAAUUUGUUGGAGAAUUCUAUUAAUGAAGAAUCGCUGUUUAAAAUCGAAAAGAAAGUAGAAAUGGGUGAAAUGGCCAGAAUGUUUUUUGGAAAAAUUGGCAUUCGUUUAUUCUAUCUUUGUAUCGCUAUUUAUCUCUAUGGUGAUCUGGCGAUAUACGCGACGGCCGUCCCUAAAUCAUUGCGUGAUGUGAUUUGCGAAAAAUCCUCGAGUCCUGCUGCUAACAGCUCCCAUAGUCAUGUUGCCAAUGUUUCCAACGCAACAAAUUCUUCGACAACGUCGCCAAAAAAAGAUAAUUGUUUUGGCUUGAAGGAAGAUACGGUGUAUCGAAUUAUAGUGGCCGCAUUUGCCGUUUUGGUUGGUCCAUUUGCAUUCACCAACGUACAGAAGACAAAAUACAUUCAAUACAUCACAACAUUGUUGCGCUGGUUAUGUUUUGGUUUGAUGAUUGUCGUUGCUGUAGUCCGUCUUGGACGCAAUAAGGGGGCUGGUACUCCCAGUAUUGCUGAUUUCUCGGGUACUCCAGAUCUGUUUGGGGCUUCUGUCUACUCUUUUAUGUGUCAGCAUUCCCUCCCGUCUCUUAUUACUCCAUUAAGGAGCAAGCGUCACGUGAACAGCAUUCUGUUCCUUGAUGUCGGCGUUGCCUUGUUGUUCUACAGCCUUCUCUCCUUCACUGCAUUGUUUACGUUCAAGAAAGUCAAUAUAAAGGACGUCUAUACGUCAAGUUUCAACUCCAAUCCCACUGCCAUCAGCAAAAUUCUUUCGCUCUACCCAGUCUUUGCACUAUCGGCGAGUUUUCCAGUUAUUUGCAUCACUUUACGUGAAAACUUGAAGGCUCUAUUCAGGCGUGGGGAUGAACAGUUCUCUUGGCCGGUUGAAAGAAUUUUGAUUCCUUUAUGCGCAGUUUUGCCACCGAUAGCCAUCGCCCUUUGCACGACAGAUGUUGAAAUGUUGGUUGGUAUUACCGGUUCCUAUGCAGGUGUUGGUGUCCAAUACAUUAUUCCGACAAUGCUCUUGUACUAUGGGCGACAAAAGGCUUUCCAAACCUAUGAUACUUAUAAAAACGAGUUCGCCUCAUGGUUCAGGCAUAAAGUUUGGAUAUGGAUAAUACUUAUCUGGACGUUGUUUAGUGUUUCUGUUGUUACAGCGUUUCAUAUCAAAAAGAGAUCAUGAAAUGUUUUUCAAUUUCGUAUAUUGAGUGAAUAAACACUUCCGAAUUUGUUUGACGACAACUAGAGCUUGUUUAAUAAUUGUAUAAGAGCAUGUUGACCAGUCUCUUGUUUUUGGUGUGCAGUUGGGAACUGUUUAUUAGCCAAAUUUAUGCUUUUUUAUUUGAGUCUAUACAGCAAUUAAUAACUUAUGAAAUGUCUUUUCACCGCGAACCCCCCAGAUAAUCCCAGAUAAAUAUAUUGAGAAAGUGCGCUAAAAUGUAUUCACAACAGCCCGGCGCUGGUGUUCUAUCAGAGUCUAAAUUCUCCGUGCGGAAUCAAUCUAUCAAGUUAGAGAUGACGAUGAUGUGGUGGUUAAAAUUCUUUGCAUUAAGAAAUGCAUUCAACAUAUUAAAGAAAUUGUAUUUGUAAAAUCUAAAAGGUUCUAAACCACUAAAUUGUGACAUUGUUUUUCCAAAAAGGCUUGUAGAGGUGGAGUGAUUUGGUAUUUCCAUCGGCGUUGCUAGUGGUUAUGCUAUGUCGCGCAUACAGCUUGUCUAGAAAUCUCUUCAAAUAGAAAGUCGUCCUUUUGUUUUUUAGAAUUAUUUUUGGUAAAAUAUUUACAAAUAUUUUGGUAGAAUAUCGUAAUUAAAUUAUUUUUAUUCAUUUGCAUUCGUCACAAUUUUUCUUGUAAUUACAUAAUAAUGAGAAGAGAGAAGAAGACAAUAUCUUAAUGGAAAUUCUCCCUCAUCCUUAGAAAAAAACCUAACAUACCAGGGUUUACCAAUUUGAAAUACAUCGCUUUUACGGUUUACCUAUAUAUAA
This is a messenger RNA of Xenia sp. Carnegie-2017, 2388 nucleotides long. RefSeq names its product transmembrane protein 104-like. The record is from RefSeq and is a predicted model, not a curated record. Lineage: Eukaryota; Metazoa; Cnidaria; Anthozoa; Malacalcyonacea; Xeniidae.